This is a messenger RNA of Scleropages formosus (Asian bonytongue), 1982 nucleotides long. RefSeq names its product zinc finger-containing ubiquitin peptidase 1-like. The record is from RefSeq and is a predicted model, not a curated record. NCBI's taxonomy places the organism in Eukaryota, Metazoa, Chordata, Actinopteri, Osteoglossiformes, Osteoglossidae. Gene Ontology annotation, molecular function: ubiquitin-like protein peptidase activity. The transcript has 10 exons. Bases 105 to 1754 code for a protein of 549 amino acids.
GACCGGCGUGACGUUUGGUUUGGGAAACAAAAGUGAAAAACUGCUUCGUAUCAGCAUUAAGUGUAUAUAACAGAGUUGCUGCGCCGCUUUUACGCCUUUUUGGAAUGCUGACCUGCGAGAUCUGCGGCGAGGAGAUGCUGCCGGAGGCCGACAUGAGGACUCAUCUGCUCCUCGGCCACCUGGAGGGAGAGCUGAGUUGUCCGAUGUGCCCGCUGGCAGGAGUCACCUACGAUGACCUUCAGUUUCACAUCGACACGGCGCACUCGGAGAACGAGCCCUCGCGUCCGGGGAAACGCUGCGUGGAAGAAGAGAGCGAAACCCAAGCACGUGCUUCAGGGGGCAGAAGCUCGGCGGGUGCAUCCCGCAGUGCUGGUAGACGGUGUCCUGGAGGAGAUGCUGGGGAGCCCACAGUGAAGCGUGGUCCUCUCCAAUCUCCAUUCCACACUCCAGAGAAUGCACACCUACAACCUCUUCAGGAGGCAGAAGCAGGAAAACUCACGCUGACUUCACACAAAGCUAUGAAAGGGAAUUUAAUGCCACGGAAAUCUGACAGCACAGAUGAGACGCUCGUGGCCUCUCCCAGGAAAGAGUUCUCAUGUCCAAUGUGUGCCCUGGUGUGCAGUGACUGUUUCGUCUUACAAGAACACGUGGAACUGCACCUGGAUGCCACACAGGUCAAGGUCAAAGAGGAUUUUGAGUCUGACCUGCAGUUGGCCAGACAGCUCCAGGAGGAAGAGGACUUAAGGUCUAGAAGACAGGAAGCUAAACGUGAAGCAGAAGACUUCAAGAAGUUGCAGGGGCAGUAUGGGUUGGAUGGCAGAGGGGGCUACCGUAGACAGCUGGAGACGUGCAUGGAAAGGGCCGUGUCGCGGGGACACAUGGCACCACUGGAAUUCCACAGGAAGAAGGCUGAGGUGAUGGAAUGCCUGGCAUCCGGAGUAGAUGAUGGCAAAAGCAGAACAUCGGGUUUGAUGGCAGCUCUCUAUGAAUACUACCUCAAGAAUGGACAAGACAUCGCAAAUGUGUGGCUCAGUGCAGAAACUGAUCACUAUUCCUCUUCAGAAGGGGACCGGGGAUGGGGGUGCGGCUACCGGAACUUUCAAAUGCUUCUCUCAUCCCUGCAGAAGAUGGAACUAUACAGAGACUGUUUGACAGAUGGUACGGUACCCAGCAUUCCUCGUGUGCAGGCUCUAAUAGAGGAGGCCUGGCGGGAGGGUGCUGACCCUCAGGGGGCGUCUCACUUCAAACAUCGCCUCCAGGGAACACGAGCCUGGAUCGGAGCAACAGAAAUAUAUUCCCUGUUAACCUCCCUCAGAGUCAGAGCUCGCAUCGUGGACUUUGACCAACCCACUGGUCCCGGGAGCACCCACCCCAAAUUGUUUGAAUGGGUGAAGACCUACUUCUCCGCUUCCAGUAGCAGAGGUGCUAGGCUACCUCCUCGUGUGGCGAAGAGCUCACAGCCGCCCAUUUACCUCCAGCACCAAGGCCACAGCCGUACAAUUGUGGGAAUAGAGCAAAAGAAGAACGGUACCCUGUGCCUCCUCGUUUUUGACCCUGGGUGCCCGCUGGAGGACAUGCGGCGCUUGCUGACCCCUGGACUCGGAGCCAGCAGCGUGCGGCUCUUCCGCAAGUUCCCCAGCCAGCUGAAGCACAAGCAGUACCAGGUAGUUUCUGCAGAGGGAGUUCUUUCUCCAGAGGAAAAACAGCUCCAAAUAGAAACCUCAAAAACCUUGCGGGCAGAAAGGAUUCCUUGACGUUACAAGCAUCUCAGUGGAAGCAUUCCCAUUGUAUGGAACUGGACAUUGUGAAUCAGGAAUGUGUGGUUUUUGUUUUAAAGGAGUAUUUUCUUAAUGUUUUGUGAAUUUUAUAAAUUAAAUUAAUAAAUCUUUUCUUCCCAAAAGGAACCAGAUGUGUUCAUUGAAUGAGACAUUAAUAUACCAUAUAGAGAUACAGUAUUUGCGCUAUUGCAUAGCAGUCAAAUG